Clunio marinus is the source of this 273-nucleotide messenger RNA. NCBI's taxonomy places the organism in Eukaryota, Metazoa, Arthropoda, Insecta, Diptera, Chironomidae. The record is from the annotation of a GenBank genome assembly.
AUGAAUGAAUCUUUUCCCAUCCGGGACAUGCCGAUAAAUUAUAUUCACUGCACUGGAAUUUAUCCUUACAACACAAUAAGAGAUUUAAAAUCGGUUUCAGCCCUUUUCGUUUUCUCAACAGACUUAGUGAAAGCUUAUGGUGAAACAUAUCAGAUCUUUCAAUUGGUAAAAGAUAUUUUCGAAGUGAUUUUUGUUUCUUGUGACAAAAUUGGCACCCAAAAUCCUUUCCGAAUGCAAUUUAGAAUUUGCGCUCAUAAAAUAAUUGAGCAAUAA